Molecule: messenger RNA, 1471 nt
Organism: Saccostrea cuccullata (small rock oyster)
Lineage: Eukaryota; Metazoa; Mollusca; Bivalvia; Ostreida; Ostreidae
Product: multiple epidermal growth factor-like domains protein 6
Exons: 10
Biological process (GO): heterophilic cell-cell adhesion
Molecular function (GO): scavenger receptor activity
Source: RefSeq, a predicted model, not a curated record
AUGUAUAUAUUCUAUAGCUGUCCUGUGACUGGAUACUAUGGAGAGAAUUGCACCAAAACCUGUCCACGUAACUGUUUGGGACAGCAGUGUGACGCCGUUACUGGUGACUGUUUUAUUGGAUGUAUACAAGGAUUUCAAGGCCCACACUGUAGUUAUUAUAAUUUUGCCCUGCGGAGACCAGCAUGGCAGGACCAUGAUUACCCAGGUCAUUCUGCAGACUGGGGAGCAGCUAAGGCAGUAGAUGGGAAGUAUUAUAACCGCUCUGUAUUGGGAAAACAAUGUACAAUAUCGGCAAACGAUCAAGUAACGGCAAAAUGGUAUGUAGAUCUAGGGAGGAUAGUCAGCAUCAGUCACAUCCACAUCUACUACAGGACUGGUAAUAAACCUAGUCCUGGUGCAUUCUACAGUCGUUUUGCUGGAUUUUUCGUGUAUGUUUCAAACGAUACUUCUACGGACAACGGAAUUGAAUGUUUUCAUGAAAUACAAAAUAUUACCGGUACACCCACAGAAAACCAAACAAUAAGUUGUCCAUUUAACGGACGUUAUGUGAUAUACUACAACGAGAGGAGAGCUGGCGUACACUAUCCAGUUUAUUACUCCGAACAUGCUUUUAAUGAAUUGUGUGAAUUUGAAGUUUAUGGAUGUCCUAACUCUACAUACUAUGGAAAUUAUUGCGAACAAUUGUGUUCGGAGAGUUGUCUUGGACAGAGAUGUAAUUUCUUAACAGGAAACUGUCUCAUGGGAUGUUCAAGGGGAUAUAAGGGGCCUCAGUGUAGACAAAAGUGUACGGGUGGAACAUACGGAUUGAAAUGUAACAAAACCUGUGGACACUGUUCUGACGAAUCACAAUGUUAUCAUGUGAAUGGUUCAUGCGUAAAUGGAUGUUCUUCAGGAUAUAAAAGUCCUCUUUGUAACACAAAAUGUGACAGAGGUUAUUUUGGUGACGCCUGUAGGCAGACUUGCGGUCAUUGUAUUGGUAACGCACCGUGUCAUCAUAUCAAUGGUUCCUGUCUGCAAGGAUGUUCUGCCGGAUACGAGGGUCCUCUCUGUAAAAAACAAUGUGACGAAGAAAAGUAUGGAUUGAAGUGUAACAAAACUUGUGGACACUGUUCUGACGGACCACAAUGUCACCAUGUGAACGGAUCAUGUUUAAAUGGAUGUUUAAAAGGAUAUAAAAGUCCCCUCUGUAUCAAAGGAUGUGACAGUGGAUUUUUUGGUGACGCCUGUAGGCAGACUUGCGGUCAUUGUAUUGGUAACGCACCGUGUCAUCAUAUCAAUGGUUCCUGUCUACAAGGAUGUUCUGCCGGAUACGAGGGUCCUCUUUGUAAGAAAAAAUGUGACAUAGGAAAGUAUGGACUGCAGUGUAACAAAACCUGUGGACACUGUUCUGACGGACCACAAUGUUACCAUGUGAACGGAUCGUGUUUAAAUGGAUGUUCUCCAGGAUAUAAAAGUCCUCUCUGUAUCACAG